Molecule: messenger RNA, 5752 nt
Organism: Scylla paramamosain (green mud crab)
Lineage: Eukaryota; Metazoa; Arthropoda; Malacostraca; Decapoda; Portunidae
Product: oocyte zinc finger protein XlCOF6-like
Exons: 4
Coding region: 1-2028 (675 amino acids)
Biological process (GO): regulation of transcription by RNA polymerase II
Cellular component (GO): nucleus
Molecular function (GO): DNA-binding transcription factor activity, RNA polymerase II-specific; RNA polymerase II transcription regulatory region sequence-specific DNA binding
Source: RefSeq, a predicted model, not a curated record
AUGGAGGGUGCAAGGCCAGGAAACAGCAGCAGCAGCAGCAGCAGCAGCAGCAGGAACAGGCUGGAGCAGCGGGCGACCCAGGGCGUGAGGACCUACACUUGUGACCACUGCGGCAAAGUGUGCUCCACCAAGGCUGCCAUUGCCAGACACGUCCUCUCCCAUGCCAGCAAGACAAGGCUGAGAGGCAGGAGUGGCCCCGCUGAACACACUGCCACCCACACUGGUGGCAGGAACCACAAGUGUGACCUCUGCGGGAAGACAUUUGUCCGGAAGAGUCAUCUUGACAGACACAUCCUCACCCACACUGGGGAGAGAAAGUUCCAGUGCCUGGAGUGUGGCAAAAGAUUUAUCCACAAAAGUUAUCUUAGCACACACAUCCUCACCCACACUGGGGAGAGAAAGUUCCAGUGCCUGGAUUCCCUUAAGAAACACAUCCUCACCCACACUGGGGAGAGAAAGUUCCAGUGCCUAGAGUGUGGCAAAAGAUUUACCCAGAAAAGUAAUCUUAACACACACAUCCUCACCCACACUGGGGAGAGAAAGUUCCAGUGCCUGGAGUGUGGCAAAAGAUUUAUCCACAAAAGUAAUCUUAACACACACAUCCUCACCCACACUGGGGAGAGAAAGUUCCAGUGCCUGGAGUGUGGCAAAAGAUUUAUUGAGAAAAGUUCCCUUAACAAACACAUCCUCACCCACACUGGGGAGAGAAAGUUCCAGUGCCUGGAGUGUGAAGAAGAGAAAACAGGCAAAAUCAUAGAUAUUGCAGUCCCCGGUGACUCCGGCCUCAGUAGAGCUGAAAGGCACACCAACACUGCCACACUCCCUGCACGCCCACAGGCAGCAGACGAGCCGCAAGGUGCCAGUGACAGGACUCCCUCCGUGCAUCCCUCUUGCAGCCCCAGGCUUCCUGCAGGACCGGACGCAGCCAGGAGCAGCGUUGCAAUGGAGGGUGCAAGGCCAGGAAACAGCAGCAGCAGCAGCAGCAGGAACAGGCUGGAGCAGCGGGCGACCCAGGGCGUGAGGACCUACACUUGUGACCACUGCGGCAAAGUGUGCUCCACCAAGGCUGCCAUUGCCAGACACGUCCUCUCCCAUGCCAGCAAGACAAGGCUGAGAGGCAGGAGUGGCCCCGCUGAACACACUGCCACCCACACUGGUGGCAGGAACCACAAGUGUGACCUCUGCGGGAAGACAUUUGUCUGGAAGAGUCAUCUUGACCGACACAUCCUCACCCACACUGGGGAGAGAAAGUUCCAGUGCCUGGAGUGUGGCAAAAGAUUUAUUGAGAAAAGUUCCCUUAAGAAACACAUCCUCACCCACACUGGGGAGAGAAAGUUCCAGUGCCUGGAGUGUGGCAAAAGAUUUAUUGAGAAAAGUUCCCUUAAGAAACACAUCCUCACCCACACUGGGGAGACAAAGUUCCAGUGCCUGGAGUGUGGCAAAAGAUUUAUCCACAAAAGUUAUCUUAACACACACAUCCUCACCCACACUGGGCAGAGAAAGUUCCAGUGCCUGGAGUGUGGCAAAAGAUUUAUCACCAAAAGUAAUCUUAACACACACAUCCUCACCCACACUGGGGAGAAAAAGUUCCAGUGCCUGGAGUGUGGCAAAAGAUUUACCCAGAAAGAUGAUCUUAACAAACACAUCCUCACCCACACUGGGGAGAAAAAGUUCCAGUGCCUGGAGUGUGGCAAAAGAUUUAUCCAGAAAGGUGAUCUUAACACACACAUCCUCACCCACACUGGGGAGAAAAAGUUCCAGUGCCUGGAGUGUGGCAAAAGAUUUAUUGAGAAAAGUUCCCUUAAGAAACACAUCCUCACCCACACUGGGGAGAGAAAGUUCCAGUGCCUGGAGUGUGGCAAAAGAUUUACCCACAAAAGUUAUCUUAACACACACAUCCUCACCCACACUGGGGAGAGAAAGUUCCAGUGCCUGGAGUGUGGGAAAGGGUUUACCCAGAAGGGUUCCCUUGACAGACACAUCCACACCCACACUGGAAAGAAGAAGAGAAAACAGGCAAAAUCAUAGAUGUUGCAGUCCCCGGUGACUCCGGCCUCAGUAGAGCUGAAAGGCACAAAACUACAAAACGUCACGACCUAAAAAGUGACCAAGAACAACAUGGUCACCGACGGACACCGGUGUGACACCAGUGAGAGAAGCUGCAGCAGAGGAUCACCCAUCAAAGAGAAGAAAUCUGGCAGAUAACAAGCUUCCUGCAAGACCAAAACCACACAAGGAACCUCCUCAAGAAAACAGACAGAAUGACAGCAAGGCGCAGCGCAGGCAGCGGCCGGCCGGCCGGGCGGGAGACCGGCAGGGAGGGGCCGAGCCCCGGCCGAAGCCUUGGCACCACAGAUGAGGACAAAGACAGGAAAAUAAAGGCCAGAAAGAUGAAGAGGCAGCUUGCAGAAAAGCCAGGGGUGGUGUGCAGGCACGUGGCAAAGACCUCAACAGAAGUACAAGACCCGGCCGAGGGAUGCUGCAGGCCACUGCUGCUGGAAGACCCCACGCAGCACCAGGCAGCCCCGGGGAUACAGACCACCACGGUUAAACACACAAGUAAACAACAACAAUGCCAGCCGUUCAGCUUACACAGGAAGGUCUGCUGGCCACAAGACUACUGCCACAAACCAGCUGGCAAUACCACCAGUGACUUGUGGGUGUGGUGUGGUGUGGUGUGGUGACUGGCCACAAGACUACUGCCACAAACCAGCUGGCUAUACCACCAGUGACUUGUGGGUGUGGUGUGGUGUGGUGUGGUGACUGGCUCAAAGGUUUAUCCUGAAAUGUGAUCUUGACACACCUGCUCACCCACACUGGGGAAAGGAAGUGCAGCAGGUGUGGUGUUUGUGGCUGUGCUCAUCACUUUUUUCUUUAUUUUUUAGCUUCUUGAUCAAUAAAGUGUUGUCAGCCUUGUACACACAGCUUUGGUUCACUUGCACAAGGUUUUGGGGGCUCGGGGGUGUUCCUAAGGGGGGCACUAACUGUCCAGGGGUGUUCCUGCUUGUUUCUGUCUCUCUGUGUCUCUGGUUUUGGUGUCUCCCUCCCAAACAUUAUUUUCACAACAAGCCACAAACCAACAUCCCUUCAUUAACACUUAGAUACCUUAACUUAACUCACCCACAAAACUCCCACAAACUGACUAACUUGUUUUUUCUUGAUUGUUUGUUGAUUUUAUUUAUUUUAUUGAUGUUUUUUUUAUUUGAAAGUAGCCAUAUUCUUAAGGUUUUUAUGGUUCUGUUUAUUAUUGUUUGGGCUGUCCUGUGUUUGUGAUUGCUGGACUCAUAUAGAAAUGGGUAGUUUUAUUGAAGGGGUGAAACAAUGACAAUACUGCCUGGCUCUUGCACUAGUGAGGUGGACAGAAUAGGGAUGAGAAUAAAGAGAAAUUGUCAUAGGAAAUACAAACUGGCAGACUUUAGAGUGUAACAGUGAAGGGGUUGAAAAAGUGGAGGUACUGUUUAGCUCUUGCACUAGUGGGGUGGACAGAAUAGGAGAGGAUUCUUAAAAGUUUGGCAUUGUUAGCUUGAAAGAUUAUACUUGAAAGAUUAUUUAUUACAUGUUGAAAGGACAGAAUAAGGAUGAAAAUAUAUAGAAAGUCUUGUGAAGAUACUGGUUAACUCUUGUACUAGUGAGGUAGACAGAAUAGGAGGCCAUUCUAACAAGUUUGCCAGUGUUAGUUUGAAAGGCGAUACUUCAAAAAAAGACUUGUUACAUAUUUAAAGGACAGAAUAGGGGUGAAAAUAAAUGAGAAGUAGAAAGUCUUGUUACCAGGGGGACAUGAGAAAAAUUUUGGCAGUGUUAAUGUGUUUGUUACCGACUUUUUUCACCUCGCAUCACCUCUGUCUCUCUCCUGAACCUCUAAAAAAAUAUGUAUAAUGCAUUUAGACAAGUUAGGAAGGAGGUUAAGAGAGAGAGGUGAGAUGAAGUGAGAAUAUUCCUAUGUAUUUUCUGUCAUAACACCUCAUAUCACCUUUUGUCUCCCCUGAACCUCUAAAAAUAUCAACAGUGAGACAUUUAGACAAGUUAGGGAGGUGAAGAGAGAGAGAGAGGUGAGAUGAAGUGACAUUAUUCCUGUCUCUCUCCCAGCUUAAACUUUCAAAAAUAUUUAUAAUGAGAAAUGUAGACAAGUUAGAGAGGUGUAGAGAGAUAGAGGUGAGAUGAAGUGACAUUAUUGUUUUGUUUCUUGCCUAACACCUUUCUCUCUCUCCUUCUCUUGGCCUCUGCCUCCUCAAAAAGAGCCUAUAUAAUAAUAAUAAUAAUAAUAAUUGAUGGUUUAUUGAUCAAGAAAGCUUUACAAAGUCAUUUAUAAAACGUCAUGUCUUGAUUUACAACAAGUGCGUAUCUAUUUAGGUAGCUACAUGAAAGGUAAAAUAAGCUCAAGAAGCUGCUAAAAUAAAUAUAAAACAUGUACAUAGGUAUUUACAAGGCAUUGAGUUUAGAGACAAUAUAUGGUAUUGGAGAGUUCUGGUAUCUUGAGGUCCUACACCUUACUGACUGCAAGAGUUGACUACCUCUCCUUGUUUCCCUACCAUGGACAUCAUGCAAGGUCUGUGGCAACAUAUUUCUGAGCUCGGGUGAGUUGAGCAGUCCCCGUCCAAAAUUUAUUGUUGCUGCUUCUCGUCGCUUGUGUAAUGAUUCUGUACCAAGUAAUUGCAAUGCAUGGUUGUAGUUCAGAUAGGCCUCACCCAAUAUGAUUCUAAAGCAACGCUUUUGAAGUUUUUCAAGUGAAUUAUGCUGUGCACGCGUGAGACCUGGGUGCCAUACAGGUGCAGCAUAUUCUAGGACAGUUCUUAUGUACCAUGUGUAUAGUAUGAACAUUACAUUUGGACUAAAAGAAAAUUGUCUUGCUCGAUAUAGGAUAAAAAGGAGACUGCUAGCUCUACUGACAAUGUGAGUGAUAUGAUCGUUCCAAGUAAGAUCUGAAUUAAUGUGAACCCCAAGUAGCUUGCAAGAGUGUACUAUCGGGAGUUCGUAUCCAUUUAAUUUAAGUAGUGGGAAGACGAUAGGUCUUUUGGGUGGGCACACAAUCAUUACUUCACAUUUAAGGGGGUUUGGGCACAUCUUAAUAACUUCACAAUCCCGAGCUAAUUUAUCCAAGGUAUUUUGCAUUGUGAAAGUUACUGUAUUUCUACAUCUACUAUUUCCAUUAUAGUUAAAUCAUCAACAUAUUUGACAUGAAUUGGGGAAUUUCUGCAUAGUCUGUUAAUAACAGCCAAGAAAAUAAUGGGACCAAGACGUGUCCCCUGAGGUACUCCACAUGUUAUCAUAUCAUAAUCAGAAAUAAUAUCAUCAUAUCUAACCCUAUGUUUUCUGUUUGAUAAAAAGUUUGCCACAAACAUGAGCAAUGAAGGUCUACAUCCUAAUAAAAAUAGUUCUGUUAAAGCUACAGUAUGAUAUAUUAAUGAACUGGUGAUGGUACAGGCCUAUAAUACCUUGUAACAACAUUUCAUCAUAAAAUCUGCCAACGCUGGUUCAAUUAUAAUCAUUGUCAUUGCUCAUGCUAAGCUUAUUAUUAUUAUUAUUAUUAUUAUUAUUAUUAUUAUUAUUAUUAUUAUUAUUACUAUUACUAUUAUUAUUAUCAUGUCAUGCAUUAGUGUUUUCAUUUGUUUCCUGCGCUGUCAUUGGUGCAGGAAAUAUCAUGAUGUUUUGGUUGCAAGAGUCCAUGUAUAUAUAGAUUGAGCCAUCGUAUUCAUGUUUAUCAUUGUGUGGUGUUGUAAAUAUACUUUAUCUGUAAAUAAAAAAUGUAUCCUAU